UGCAAGAGUACAUCAUAUAGAAAUUUUAGAACAAAAGUGGAAUAAAGCCAAGUAUUUAAUUGUUUAGCAUAGCAAAUAUAGUCAGAGUUCAGAUUAACUAGAUUAUUGUGGUUAAAGAAAUUGACUAAGGAUUCAUAAAGAAGGUGAAUGGGGCCUUGAAGAAUUGCUACUGCGACUGGGAGAGCAGGUUAGGACAGUCCAAGCAGGAGUCAGCCUGAAGCAAGAGUGAGAAUGGUAGGUAAAAGCAUAAAGAGAGCCCAGCCUGCGGAGAGUCUGUGGGGAGGGAGAGAGUGAGAGCAGCUAGGUGGAUGCAGUGAUACAGGCUUGGAAUGCUGAGCAUGCAGUUACUGUUGGCUCUUGAAGGGAAUGGGGGUUAAGGUAAUAAAGUAGUAAAGCAGUCCAUGACUGUGGAGGUCAGUCUUAGGACUUUUGGCCCCAAAUUUGUAACGUGGGGAUAGGAAGUGCUCUGGCCAGGUCUUGUAAAGGGUUCUGUGUUUGCUAGCGUGGUGUGUUAAAUGUGCUUCCGCCUUCUGUCCCUUCAGGAUAGACUGAAGGAAGGAGGAAUAGCCACAGGAUCAGAUGGACUUCUUGGAAUCUCAGCGCAUUUUUGAAACGUUAGGGUUAUUGGAGUGGUUGGAUUUUCCCUGGGAUUGAGUAAGAAAUUCAGAAGACUGAAGCCCAGGCUUACUGUCUACCUUUCACGGAGGCCUAGCCGUGAGAGGACAGAAGAAGGCACGUGGCGAAUCAUGACAGCUGACAAAGACAAAGACAAAGACAAAGAGAAGGACCGGGACCGAGAUCGGGACCGAGAGAGAGAUAAAAGAGACAAAGCAAGAGAGAGCGAGAAUUCAAGGCCUCGCCGGAGCUGUACUUUGGAAGGAGGAGCCAAAAAUUAUGCCGAGAGUGAUCAUAGUGAUGAUGAGGACAAUGACAACAAUAGUGCCACCACAGAGGAGUCCACGAAGAAGAACAAAAAGAAACCACCGAAAAAAAAAUCCCGUUAUGAAAGGACAGAUACUGGCGAGAUAACAUCUUAUAUUACUGAGGAUGAUGUUGUCUAUAGACCAGGAGACUGUGUGUAUAUCGAGAGUCGGAGGCCAAACACACCGUAUUUCAUCUGUAGCAUUCAAGACUUCAAGCUGGUCCACAACUCCCAGGCCUGUUGCAGAUCUCCAACUCCUGCUUUGUGUGACCCCCCAGCAUGCUCUCUGCCGGUGGCAUCACAGCCACCACAACAUCUUUCUGAAGCCGGGAGAGGGCCUGUAGGGAGUAAGAGGGACCAUCUACUCAUGAACGUCAAAUGGUACUACCGUCAGUCUGAAGUUCCAGAUUCUGUGUAUCAGCAUUUGGUUCAGGAUCGACAUAAUGAAAAUGAUUCUGGAAGAGAACUUGUCAUUACUGACCCAGUUAUCAAGAAUCGAGAGCUGUUCAUUUCUGAUUACGUUGACACUUACCAUGCUGCUGCCCUUAGAGGGAAGUGUAACAUCUCCCAUUUUUCCGACAUAUUUGCUGCUAGAGAGUUUAAAGCCCGAGUGGAUUCAUUUUUCUACAUUUUAGGCUACAACCCUGAGACAAGGAGGCUGAACAGUACCCAGGGGGAAAUUCGUGUUGGUCCUAGCCAUCAGGCCAAACUUCCAGAUUUGCAACCAUUUCCUUCUCUGGAUGGUGACACCGUGACGCAACAUGAGGAACUUGUUUGGAUGCCUGGGGUUAAUGACUGUGACCUCCUUAUGUACCUGAGGGCAGCAAGGAGCAUGGCAGCCUUUGCAGGGAUGUGUGAUGGGGGUUCCACAGAAGAUGGUUGUGUUGCAGCAUCUCGGGAUGACACCACUCUCAAUGCACUGAACACACUACAUGAAAGCGGUUAUGAUGCUGGCAAAGCCCUACAGCGCCUGGUCAAGAAGCCUGUGCCCAAGCUUAUUGAAAAGUGCUGGACCGAGGACGAAGUGAAACGCUUCGUUAAGGGGCUCAGGCAGUACGGCAAGAACUUCUUCAGAAUUAGAAAAGAGCUGCUUCCCAAUAAGGAAACAGGGGAACUGAUCACCUUCUAUUACUACUGGAAGAAAACCCCCGAAGCAGCCAGCUCCCGAGCCCACCGCAGGCACCGCAGGCAGGCCGUGUUCAGGAGGAUUAAGACCCGCACAGCGUCCACGCCUGUCAACACACCCUCCAGACCCCCCUCCAGUGAAUUCUUGGACCUGAGCUCAGCCAGCGAGGAUGACUUUGACAGUGAAGACAGUGAGCAGGAGCUGAAGGGAUACGCCUGCCGCCACUGCUUCACCACCACCUCCAAAGACUGGCACCACGGGGGCCGGGAGAACAUCCUGCUCUGCACGGACUGUCGCAUCCACUUCAAGAAGUACGGCGAGCUGCCCCCCAUUGAGAAGCCAGUGGACCCCCCACCCUUCAUGUUCAAACCUGUGAAAGAGGAAGAGGAUGGGCUCAGUGGGAAGCACAGCAUGAGGACACGGCGGAGCCGCGGCUCGAUGUCUGCACUACGCAGUGGUCGGAAGAAGCAGCCAGCCAGCCCUGACGGCCACACCUCUCCCAUCACUGAAGACAUCCGCUCUAGUGGCCGGAACUCACCCAGUGCUGCCAGCACCUCCAGCAAUGACAGCAAAUCUGAGACAGUGAAGAAGCCUGCUAAGAAGAUUAAGGAGGAAGCCUCGUCACCUCUAAAGAACACCAAGCGCCAGCGGGAGAAGGUGGCCUCAGAUACUGAGGAGGCUGACAGGACCAGCUCCAAGAAAACUAAAACCCAGGGUAUCAGCCGGCCCAACUCACCAUCUGAAGGUGAGGGAGAGAGUUCCGACAGCCACAGCGUCAACGAUGAGGGCAGCAGUGACCCCAAAGACAUCGACCAGGACAAUCGCAGCACGUCCCCCAGCAUCCCCAGCCCUCAGGACAACGAGAGUGACUCUGACUCCUCGGCCCAGCAGCAAAUGCUGCAGGCCCAGCCCCCGGCCUUGCAGGCUCCCAGUGGGGCUGUCCCAGCUCCCUCCACAGCCCCACCAGGGAUGUCCCAACUGCCCCCGCCAGGGUCUACGGCCUCUGCCCCUGGAGGCCCCCCCCAGGGCUCCCCCUCAGCUUCCCAGCCCGCUACCCAGCCCCAGGCCUCCACGGCACCUGCCCCCCACACCCACAUCCAGCAGGCACCUGCCCUGCACCCACAGCGGCUGCCCUCGCCACAUCCACCGCUGCAGCCUAUGGCCGGGCCGGCUGGCCAGCCCUCCGCCCCACCUCACACCCAGCUGCCGCUGCACAGCCACGUCCCACCUGGCCCUCACAGCCUGCAGGCUGGGCCCCUGCUGCAGCACCCAGGCCCCCCUCAGCCGUUCGGCCUCCCUCCACAGGCCUCCCAAGGCCAAGCCCCUCUGGGGGCCUCGCAGACAGCAGCACACCCUCACACCCCACUGCAGCUCCCAGCCUCUCAGGCUACGUUGCAGUCCCAGCAACCCCCACGGGAGCAGCCCCUCCCGCCAGCACCCUUAGCCAUGCCUCACAUCAAGCCCCCACCCACCACGCCCAUCCCACAGCUGCCUGCACCACAGGCCCACAAGCACCCCCCUCACCUCUCAGGGCCCUCCCCCUUUUCCAUGAAUGCCAACCUGCCACCCCCUCCGGCUCUGAAGCCCCUGAGCUCCCUGUCUACACAUCACCCCCCCUCAGCCCACCCACCUCCCCUGCAGCUCAUGCCUCAGAGCCAGCCGUUGCCAUCCUCACCCGCCCAGCCCCCUGUGCUGACCCAGAGCCAGAGCCUACCCCCCACUGCUGCCUCCCACCCCCCAGCAGGCCUCCACCAGGUGCCCCCCCAGCCCCCAUUCGCUCAGCACCCCUUUGUCCCUGGGGGCCCUCCGCCUAUCACUCCUCCAGCCUGCCCCUCCACCUCCACCCCACCUGCGGGACCUGGCACCUCAGCCCAGCCACCGUGCUCCACUUCUGUUGCUUCGGGAGGCAGCAUCCCUGGGGUGUCAUCCUGCCCUCUCCCCACUGUCCAGAUCAAGGAGGAGGCUCUGGACGAAGCUGAGGAGCCCGAGAGUCCCCCUCCCCCACCUCGGAGCCCAUCCCCUGAGCCCACAGUGGUGGACACACCCAGCCACGCCAGCCAGUCAGCCAGGUUCUACAAACACCUGGACCGGGGUCACAACUCGUGCGCACGCACAGACCUGUAUUUCAUGCCUCUGGCGGGGUCCAAACUGGCCAAGAAGAGGGAGGAGGCCGUUGAGAAGGCCAAACGGGAGGCCGAACAAAAAGCCCGAGAGGAGCGAGAGCGGGAGAAGGAGAAGGAGAAGGAGCGCGAGCGGGAGCGGGAGCGGGAAGCAGAGCGAGCUGCUCAGAAGGCAUCCAGCUCAGCACAUGAGGGCCGCCUCAGUGACCCCCAGCUCAGUGGCCCUGGCCACAUGCGGCCAUCCUUCGAGCCACCACCAACCACCAUUGCUGCUGUGCCCCCAUACAUCGGCCCCGACACACCUGCUCUCCGGACUCUGAGCGAGUAUGCCCGGCCUCAUGUCAUGUCACCCACCAACCGCAACCACCCCUUCUACAUGCCCCUCAACCCCACCGACCCUCUCCUGGCCUACCACAUGCCCGGCCUCUACAACGUUGACCCUGCCAUCCGUGAACGGGAGCUGCGGGAGCGUGAGAUCCGUGAGCGGGAGCUACGGGAGCGUGAGUUGCGGGAGAGGAUGAAGCCAGGCUUUGAGGUGAAGCCCCCGGAGCUGGACCCCCUGCACCCGGCCACCAACCCCAUGGAGCACUUUGCCCGGCACAGUGCCCUCACCAUCCCCCCCACAGCAGGUCCCCACCCCUUUGCUUCUUUCCACCCGGCCCUGAACCCCCUGGAGCGAGAGAGACUGGCCCUGGCAGGGCCCCCGCUGCGGCCUGAGAUGAGCUACCCCGAUAGACUGGCAGCCGAGCGGAUCCACGCUGAGCGCAUGGCGUCACUCACCAGUGACCCCCUGGCUCGGCUUCAGAUGUUCAAUGUGACGCCGCACCACCAUCAGCACUCCCACAUCCACUCUCACCUCCACCUCCACCAGCAGGACCCCCUCCAUCAAGGUUCAGCAGGCCCAGUUCACCCACUGGUUGACCCCCUGACCGCUGGCCCUCACCUGGCUCGCUUCCCCUAUCCCCCGGGUACUCUCCCUAACCCUCUGCUUGGACAGCCACCCCAUGAGCAUGAGAUGCUUCGCCAUCCGGUUUUUGGCACCCCUUAUCCCCGAGACCUGCCCGGGGCCAUCCCGCCCCCCAUGUCAGCGGCCCACCAGCUGCAGGCCAUGCAUGCCCAGUCGGCCGAGCUGCAGAGACUGGCUAUGGAGCAGCAGUGGCUGCAUGGACACCCCCACAUGCACGGCGGCCACCUCCCAAGUCAGGAAGAUUACUACAGUCGACUGAAAAAAGAAGGUGACAAGCAGUUAUAAGUUAUUUAUUUGUUAACGUUGGCUGUGGAAACCCCAAUUCUUGGAGGGGGGAAACAGGACUUUUUACAUUCAAUAGGAGUUACAAAAGCAAAAAGAAUAUCUUCUAAAGGUUUCUUUAUAUAUUUAAAAAUCACACAACUAAAAAUGUAUCAGCAAAAUAGUGAUUGUUUGUAGAGAGGAUUCCUUGAGACUGGUUGGGUCUCCCUGCAUGACAGUCCCCCAGAAACUAGUGCAUCCUGGACUGGACUGAACAUUCAAAAAACUUCCUUGCAAUCUUGGGGUUCAGCUUUAGUUUUCUUUUCCUCCCUUCAUUUCUCAGUAGGUGCUAGAACCCAGCCUCUGCCCGUCACUGUGCACAGAGCACACUGGUGGGUGUGCCCCAGGUAGGCCGCAUAUGUGUUUGGAAUCCAAGAGCUAUAAUAUUUUAAAAAUCUUUUAUUUUACUACAUUAUAGGAAAUCUUCAUAAUUUGAGAAAGUUCUGCAGCAUGGCUUUUUAAGUCUGUAAAUAAAUAAUUUUAGAACAGCCCUUUUUUUUUCCUUCCACAAACUGUCUGAUCUAUUUUUUCCAGCCAUGUCACUAAUUGUGAAUUCCUACCGGCUAUUGACAGAAUACAGAGUUGAUUUUUUAAUAAAAAGUUAUAUAUAAUAUCCCUGUAAUUAAAGGGAGCAGAUGGGCGUUACUAAUUACAAAUGGGCAAAAGCUUGGGACUAGAUUUGGUCGCAGCAGUGGGCAUCCAGGAAUUUGCAGGGACAAUGUUACAGACUGUUUUGCUGCUUUGAUUUUUGCUUCUGUCUGUUUUCUAGUGUGUGCUUUGCCAGUGGUGCAGACAUCUGUCAGAUUGAGCCCCUUUCAUUUUGCACUAGGAGUGCCAGAGUUAUGUAUCCAUUUUAUUCUGCCUGGUGUCACCAUUGCUUUCUCGCCGUGCAGGGAGAGAAAGCACAUGUUUGUGUGUGUCUGAGUAUAGAUUUCCUUAUAGAUUUCUGUGCACAUACAUUUGAUUGUUCUGGAUGAAUUACUUUGUUUUGGUAGUCUGAAAAUUUCAUAAACAUUCUAGAAAACUCAAGAAAAUGAUUCCAUAUAAAUCAUUCAGUGCAUGACAGAUCAGGACAUAUGCUUGCCAAAGGAUUCUGUUAGAAAUGUGCCCAUGGGGGCAGUAACACAAUUAAUGUGCAUUGUUGCUUGGAUGUCUUUAUGGUGAGGAGCACACCAGACCCUCCUUUCUGUGGACUGAGGCUGCUUUUGAGUGAGUUGAGACCUUGGAAUUAACACGGUUGUGGAUGGCGGCUUGCCUGUCCACCCCAGGAGCAGGGCCAGGCACGGUGACCCACACCAGACUGGGAACCGUUGAAUUCCAUCUUCAUCCUGGAAGGCGGAGCAAGAGUCCCAACUCGAUAAAUGAGAAGUUGGAAUGCAGGCUUCCCCUUGGGAGGUGCUGCUUUUUAGGGGGUCAGGCACUUCCGAGUAGAGCUGUCUUGGAGAGGGCCUGCCUCUACUUUGAGUUGCAAACACAGUGCACUUUCUCCCAAGCAUAGGGUGGGGAAAUUCUGGGGGUGUUUUCAUCUUUUUCAUCUCUUAAUCAAGCUUUCUACCAGGUCAAGACCUUUUCCAUUCCUUCUCUCAUACUCUUGAGGGCUACUUGUGCCGUUGUUAAACCUCGUAUGCAGUGGUCAUAGCAAAGAAUUGUCAGACCACAAGAGAUAUACUUGUGUUCAGUGGAUAUGAAGUGAGUCCAGGACCCACGCUACGAAGGGGGCAGGCAGAAAGGCUGACACUGUGACCCAGAACCGCAGGCAUUAGCUCAGAUUCUGGUUCUGGUUCAGACCUCAUCAGGGGCGUUUCCAGCUUGAUUAUAGCCAUGUUUGGUCUCAUUUGGGACAGACAGAGGGUUGUCUGUUGAACAUGUUAGUAAUUUUGUUCUUUCAUUUUCUCUCAUUCCAUUUCUCCUUAACUUUUGCCCCUGAAGGGAGGCCAGCUCAAAUUAGCCCUUUGUCAUGAAGCUUCUGGCCGAGCUGGUGUGAAGUUGCGCAUUUUUCUCUCUAAGUGGUGGCAAUUGUGCCACCAGGGUGGUCUUAUCCGGUGAGGUCUCCCGCACCUCUGAGGGGCUGCUCCAUUCUGCACAGGGAGCAUCUCCUGUCCCGUUGCAGCCAGGCUCUGCCACCCCUGCCCCCCACCUCCCUCCCAUCUGUUUGGUUUGAGUUUUUUGUUUGUUUUGGUUGGGUUUUUUUGGUUGCUUGUUUUUUUGCCUACCAUUCAUUUAAAUUGUCUUUAUUUCUCCUCUCUCCAUCAUCCAUUUUUCCAAAGGAGAGAGAGAGUGAAGUACUUUGCAGUCUGCUCAAAAGCUGUCUGAAGGUAUUUUCUUGUUAAGUUUGGUUUCCCCCCAUAUUCCAAGGUGUGAAGCUCUGAGAUUCUUCCAAUUUAAGAAAUCCAAAACCUGAAGCCCUUACCUGCUGAGCUACACUUUGUUUAGGAUGGCCCCAGACCUUCACGAUGUCUUUGAAGCCCCGCCCCGAUGGUUUCGUUUUGGACUUUCCUUCCUUUUGUUUGCAGUUUUGGGUUGCUUUCCUGUGUUUUGUAUGUAUCUUGUUCAGUGUCGUCAGGGUGAGCUUCCCGGCUCACCACAGCGAAGCAGAGCGAGGUGCACGUUCUGAUCCGCUGCAUUGAGUUCUCUCAAAGCUACAUGUAAAUAGGAGUAGUUUGCCAUGAGGUAACACCAUGUGAACAGAGUAGAAACCCAGAGAUUGUGACUUCUGUGUUCUCUCCAUUUGAGUAUUUUGUAAUUUUUUUGAAAUACUUGUGGACAUAAAUAAAACCGAGCUACACUACGA
Molecule: messenger RNA, 8247 nt
Organism: Choloepus didactylus (southern two-toed sloth)
Lineage: Eukaryota; Metazoa; Chordata; Mammalia; Pilosa; Megalonychidae
Gene: RERE
Product: arginine-glutamic acid dipeptide repeats
Exons: 23
Coding region: 747-5420 (1557 amino acids)
Biological process (GO): regulation of DNA-templated transcription
Cellular component (GO): nucleus
Molecular function (GO): chromatin binding; sequence-specific DNA binding; transcription corepressor activity
Source: RefSeq, a predicted model, not a curated record